AUGUCCUCCUUCCUAUCCUCGGACAUACUCUCAAAUCCUAGGUUCCAAUUGUUUGCGACAGCAGUUUUCUCUGGAGCUACAGCUGCAUCUCUAAUACUAGGUUACCAAGCAUUGGAGCGGGAAGAGAGAUUGAACAACUUUGGUGGCUCAUCAGCACCACCAGUGGAUAAGGAAGAUGCUAGGAACCAAGCGAUGGCUCGUCGCGCACAAGCGGGAGACUUCGAUGAAGAGCUUAUUCUCGAGCAACUAGCACGAAACCGUGUGUUUCUGACCGAUGAGGGUCUCGACAAGCUUCGGAGCUCUUUCGUUAUUGUCGUCGGAUGCGGUGGUGUCGGUUCUCAUUGCACUGCUGCUCUCGCCCGCUCUGGUGUAUCAAAAAUUCGACUAAUCGACUUCGAUCAAGUGACUUUGAGCUCGCUAAAUCGUCAUGCGGUUGCUACUCUGGCAGAUGUCGGAAUUCCUAAGGUACAGUGCUUGGAAAGGCGCUUGAUGGCCAUUGCACCCUGGGUCAAGUUCGAUUUGCGACAGGAGCAGUUCAACGAGAACGUUGCGGAACGACUGCUUCGACCUUGGAGCGAGGACGGACGUGCCCCUGACUUUGUUAUCGAUGCUAUCGACAAUAUUGAGACUAAGGUUUCGCUUCUCGAGUACUGCCACAAGAACAACCUACCUGUCAUCAGCGCCAUGGGGGCUGGUUGCAAGUCGGAUCCUACCCGCAUCAUUGUAGGCGAUAUCGGAUCCAGCAAGGACGAUGGUCUUUCGCGUGCGACUCGAAGAAAGCUCAAGCUCAAGGGUAUCACAAGCGGUAUUCCCGUUGUCUACUCCACAGAAACCUCAGGCGCUGGUAAGGCUGAGCUGCUUCCUCUGCCCGAGGAGGAGUUCCAGAAGGGUUCUGUCGGCGACCUUGCAGCUAUGCCCAACUUCCGCGUGCGAAUUUUGCCUGUUCUUGGUACAAUGCCUGCUAUCUUUGGUCUUACUGUUGCCAACCACGUCAUCCUGAGCAUUACCGGCUACCCCCUCGAUUACGUCCCUGCUAAGGGACGUGAGAAGAUGUACGAGGGUAUGUUGGCGACGCUACAGAGCUACGAGGAGAAGCUGGCACGUAUGACUUUUGAAGGCGAUACGGUCGGCCUCAAAGUACCUAUCACUACUGGUGACGUGGCUUUCCUUUCAGAAGAGCUGUACCGUGGCCGAAGUGCUAUCAGCGGUAUCCCUACAAAGCUGGUUCUUAUCCGAUGGGCGAAGCCUGGGGGUCCCAGCAUGACGACCUUGGGCGAGGGCAAGGAUACUCAGAAGUGCUCAACAGUGAAGCUGAGGGACCUUGUGCUGAUGACCAAGGAGGAGGCGACGAGACAUGAAAAGGAGAUCUUCAAGGGCGGCAAGUCUCUUGAGGAUGUAUACGACGCGGAAACUCUUGCCCGCGUUGAGGAGAAGAGAACCACAGCUGAGAAGUAUGAGGCCUUCCGAUCAUGA
Molecule: messenger RNA, 1473 nt
Organism: Fusarium coffeatum
Lineage: Eukaryota; Fungi; Ascomycota; Sordariomycetes; Hypocreales; Nectriaceae
Exons: 2
Coding region: 1-1473 (490 amino acids)
Biological process (GO): cyclic threonylcarbamoyladenosine biosynthetic process
Cellular component (GO): mitochondrial outer membrane
Molecular function (GO): tRNA threonylcarbamoyladenosine dehydratase activity; ubiquitin-like modifier activating enzyme activity
Source: RefSeq, a predicted model, not a curated record